Molecule: messenger RNA, 5073 nt
Organism: Oryzias melastigma (Indian medaka)
Lineage: Eukaryota; Metazoa; Chordata; Actinopteri; Beloniformes; Adrianichthyidae
Gene: ltbp3
Product: latent transforming growth factor beta binding protein 3
Exons: 29
Coding region: 563-4294 (1243 amino acids)
Molecular function (GO): calcium ion binding
Source: RefSeq, a predicted model, not a curated record
AGUCAUCAAGAUGGCUUCAAUCAAUCAUCCAAACUCAAUGAAUUAUGAAUUGCUGUCUUUGGCUGAGGAGCAGAGGGAAGGGGGCCCCUCUGGGGGCCUGAGCCUCGGUCCCUGCUCCCCUCAGCUCCGCUCCUGCGCCGCCCGGCUGGCCUGCAGCCAGCUCCUCCAAAGAGGGCUGGCUCUCACCUCUCCUCUUCUCCUCCCUUCUUUCUCUCCCAAAGCCACAACAGUCUCUCAGCAGCAGCAGCAGGCGAGAAAAAGGAAGAGAAAAGCGACCAAACUUAGUUCAGGAACUUUUUUGGAGUGGGAGCGGACAGACGUCCAGGAUGAAUAAGGAGGCGCUUUCUCAGCGGGAUUGCUGGAGGACGCAGGGAAAGUGAUUUUUUCCGAAAACAGAAAGUGGGAGGCAGUUAUUAUUUUUCCUUCUUCUUCUUUUUCUUCUUCCACCGUAUGAAGGAUUUCCAUCGGUGAACAAAGCAGGCGCCUCUGAGCUGGAGCGGAACCCCGGAGCCUGGGCUUUCAUGCACUCGGAUCUCUGCGGCGGACAGUGAGGGAUGCCAGGAUGUCCCCCCUGAUCCCUCGUCUGCUUGUCAUCUGGCUGAGCGUGCACAGGCUGGUGUGGUGCGCGGAGCGCCCGUCUGCUGCGCGCGAGCGCAUCAAGGUGGUCAUCGCGCCGCUCAUCUGCAAGCGGAUCUGCCUGAAGGGCCAGUGCCACGACACGUGCGAGCAGGGCAACAACACCACGCUGAUCGCGGAGAACGGCCAGGGCGCAGACACGCUGAUCGGACAGGGCUUCAGGGUCGUUGUGUGCCCCCUGACUUGCAUGAAUGGCGGCGUCUGCAGUUCCAGGAAGCACUGCCUCUGCCCUCCCGGUUUCACCGGCCGGCUCUGCCAGUUUCCACUCCAGCGCUCCCAGCAGGCUCAGGCGGCGCGCGGCAACAAGCAGCCUGUAUACUCCGUUCCUCUGAAGUCCGAUGGCCACAAGCUGAUGGAGCACUCCGGUCUGGGGCGCACACAGCUGGCUCAAACACACUCGUUCUUUACCCUGCCCUUGUCACAGGGGGGGCACCACUCAUCUGAAGUGCAUCUACGUGUUCAUCACACACCAGACACCUCUGUGGUCAUUCACUCUGUCGACCAGACAGAAGCCAGGCCUCCUCACAAAACCGGGCCACUUCCAGUCCCGUCGAGGCACAAACCAAAGGGGCGGUGCUUCCAGGAGACCACACCCAAACAGGCAUGCAACAGCACGCCACUUCCUGUUCUGACCAACCAGGAGGACUGCUGCGGCAGCGUGGGAAACUCAUGGGGACAAAACAAGUGUUAUCAGUGCCCCAAACUACCAAAUGCAUCAGUCAAACAGACCAUUGUGGAAGAUUACGGCUCUGCGUGCCCACAAGGCUACAAACGAUACAACAGCACUCACUGUCAAGACAUCAAUGAGUGCUCCAUGCAGGGUGUCUGUCAGAACGGGGACUGUCUCAACACUCUGGGCAGUUUCAAAUGUUCCUGCAAGUCUGGGCUUGUCCUAGAGCGGAACCGAUGUGUUGAUUCUCCAGCUGAGCAGGCCCAGUGCUUCCUGAUGGCAUCCGAGUCCAAGGGUUGUGAGCAUCCUCUGCCCACGCAGAUCACCCAGGAGAUGUGCUGCUGCACGGUGGGCAAAGCCUGGGGACGCAACUGUGAGAGGUGUCCUCAAGUGGGCACAUUGGCUUUUAGUAAGAUCUGCCCCGCAGGGAAGGGGUACCUUCUCCAAAGUAUAACAGAGACUGUGGCCUUGCCUCCUUUCUUCUUACCUCCCAAACCACCAAAGGAAGAAGAACACGCAGUGCCUGCAAAUACAACCCCUGUUCAGCAGAUCUCCACCAGCACCAGCGGUCCCCGUGUUCCCGUUGUUAAACCCACUCCUCCGACAAUCAUCCGAUUGAACCCGGGCAAUGACCCCCUCGAAACAGAGAUUAAAGUCUCCCCAGAGACAGAUGAAUGUAGGCUGAGCAGAAAUAUUUGUGGUCACGGAGAGUGUGAGAACAGCCCAAAUGGCCACAUCUGUCACUGUUACCCUGGCUACCAUCUCAGCCCACAGAGGAACAUCUGUGAGGAUGAAAACGAGUGUGAGUUGGAGCCGUGCGGCCAGGGCCGAGGCCGCUGUGUCAACACAGAGGGAACGUACAAAUGCAUCUGUAGCCUGGGAUUUAAGCACAAGGUGGAGCAUGGAGGCCUUAGAUGUAAAGAUAUUGACGAGUGCCUGAAACCAGACAUCUGUGGCGUUGGAGGCCUCUGUGUGAACCUGCCAGGUACCUAUAAAUGUGAAUGUCACAGCGGAUUCAGGAGCAAGUCCCCCCGAUAUCCGUCCUGUGAAGACAUCAAUGAGUGUUUGAAUCCUGAGGCCUGUCCCAAUGAGCAGUGUGAAAACACACUGGGCUCCUAUGAGUGCACUCCCUGCAUGCCUGGUUAUGAAGCCCACGCUGGCAAAUGUUAUGACGUUAACGAGUGUCAGAACCUGGGAAUCUGUCCUAACGGCCAUUGUGAGAACCUCCCUGGCACAUACCGCUGCCUGUGUCUCGACGGCUUCCUCCACUCUGCAGAUGGUAAAAGUUGCAGCGAUAUAGACGAGUGUGCUGAUGUCCGACUCUGUGCUAACGGCCGCUGCAUCAACACGGAUGGGUCUUUUCAGUGUCAGUGCUACACAGGAUACCAGCGCACACAGGAGGGCAGCCAUUGUGAAGAUAUUGAUGAGUGUAAAAGGUCCUCGAAUUGUCUGAGGGGUCGCUGUAUCAACAACAUGGGCUCCUACCACUGUGAGUGCCAGAGGGGAUACAUGCUGGUUGGAGGGAAGGAAUGCCAAGACAUUGACGAAUGCGCCUCCGACAGAAGCCUCUGCCAGCCCCACGGCUACUGUGAGAACCGGCUGGGCUCUUAUGUGUGCGUCUGCAACCACGGAUACAUCCCUUCAGAGGACAAGCGGAGCUGCGAGGUGGUUCGAGUGGCAACAGAUGAGAAGAAGGAGUGCUACAUGAACCUAGAAGACGCUGUGUUCUGCGACAGCGUGCUCGCCACCAACGUCACCAAGCAGGAAUGCUGCUGCUCCAUCGGAAUGGGAUGGGGAGAUCAUUGUGAGAUUUAUCCCUGCCCCGUCUCCCACUCCGCUGAGUUCCACAUGCUGUGCCCAAAUGGCCAAGGCCUCUACUAUGACGAGGAGCGCCACUACAGCCUUCCUGCCUACCUUGACAUCGAUGAGUGUUCUCUGUUUGCUGAGGAAAUCUGUAAAAAGGGCCGCUGUCAUAACACGCAGCCGGGUUACGAGUGCUACUGCCAGCAAGGCUUCUACUAUGACAGCAACCUCCUCGUGUGCAUUGACGUGAACGAAUGCCACGACGAGUCUCUGUGCGCCAACGGCCGCUGCGUCAACACGGAAGGCUCCUUCUACUGCCUCUGCAACCCACCCUGGAUCCCGGACACCAACAAGAAGAAGUGUGUGAUGGCGACGGUGUCAGGCAUGAAUCAGUGCGAUGACCCAGAAAUUUGUAAGAAUGGCCUCUGCGUGAAAACGCAGAACUCGCACUACUGUAGUUGCACAUUACCCUUGAUACUGGCCAUUGACAGGAACAGCUGUGUGACUCCAGAGGAGCAGGCUGAUGUGGACGAGUGCCAGGACCCUUCCUACUGUAAGAACGGGAGGUGUGAGAACACGCCCGGCUCCUUUUAUUGUUUUUGCGACCCUCCCCUCACCUUCAGCGCUUUGCUCAAACAGUGCGUCUAUGAUGAUCGUACUGCAGCUUACAAGGACGUGUGUUUCGAGGAGGUGGACAAGGACCUCAUCUGCAGCCGGCCUCUUCAAAGUCUGGUGGUGACGUACUCCGAGUGCUGUUGCCAUUUUGGCCGCGGCUGGGGACCAGAAUGCAACACUUGCCCCCCAAGAAACUCAGAGAUGUUCAACCGUCUGUGUGAGAUGCAUCUUGACACUGAGUCUGAUGGGGAGCAGGAUUUUCUGGCAGCUUUUGUUCACUAUAAACCAGGUGACAGUUCAGAAGAGGACUCAGACGAAUGUAGCUGUGCAAACGGCCACUGUGUCCGCUCCUACCUGAGCACCAUGUGCAAAUGUAACCCAGGCUAUAGGCUGGACCACUCCCGUGCACGCUGUAUAGACAUCGAUGAGUGUGCAGAACCGGGCCUCCGGGUCAGCCCCUGCAAGAACGCCCGCUGUGUGAACACGUCGGGUUCAUAUAAAUGCUUCUGCAAUCACGGCUUUGUGCCCACGCGCAGGUCCAACAUAUGUGUCCGUCGCAGGACUCGGUAACAUCUGAACGCACAUUAUUAUGUCUGUGUGCGACAAGCGGAGCACAGACGGGCUAAACGCACCGGCGUCCCUCCCAGCACAAACGUAGGCGCUGUGUGGAGACGCUGCAAAAACUUUGAUCUCAUCUGGAGUCGUGUCGCAGUUCUGGCUCCACGAAAUGGACACAUCUUAUCAUUCGUCUCGUUAUUCAACUUAAAGUCUAACUGAAAUACACAAAUGCUCCAUUUUUGUAAUUAUUGUUGAAUUAUUUCUGUUUGGUUUAAGUUUUAAUUGUACAUUGUUGUGACUUUGUUGCUCUUUACUGCGUUGAUUUGAUUCUUUGUUUGGUUUAAAAAAAAAAAAAAGGGCCACCUUUUAAAAAUUAAAAGCUUAUUAAGGACCGAUAGGACAUAAGUAUGGUAGAAUGCUACAAAAAAGAUUUAGUUUCCCCUCUCAUUCCUUUUUGAAUCCACACCAUGUCAGAAUCUUAAAUGUAUUUUUUUUUACAUUUACCAUGUAAGCUUCAUUGUACAGUUUGUUCAGUUAAGCAUCCCUGUGUUAUCUGUUUAUUUGUUGGUGUACAUUUCUUUUGGUUAUCAUUUGACAUGUGCACCGAAGUGGACUUUCUAGAAAGGAAGAAUAAGAAACUGAUGCACUAAGCGCUGAUGGAAUAUUUGUUAAACGUAGAUUCAUCUGGAAAUUCAAGAAGGUUUACAAUCAGCUUAUUUAGAAUCCCAAAGAUGAUGUUGCAAUGAGACAAAUUUCAAUAAAAAAAUAUUUGAAAUGAAAAAAAGAAAAAA